Messenger RNA from Daphnia magna, 2848 nucleotides. RefSeq lists its product as uncharacterized. Bases 1 to 2655 code for a protein of 884 amino acids. The record is from RefSeq and is a predicted model, not a curated record. NCBI's taxonomy places the organism in Eukaryota, Metazoa, Arthropoda, Branchiopoda, Diplostraca, Daphniidae. Gene Ontology annotation, molecular function: calcium channel regulator activity; GTP binding; GTPase activity. The transcript has 6 exons. Gene Ontology annotation, cellular component: plasma membrane.
AUGGAAUUCUAUAGCGGCCAAAAAAUCAGUGGCGUGUCCGCGCGAGAAAAAACUGAUUCGAUGACGUACAACAAUUCCUCCGUGCCAAUCAUGGCGGAAGUGACAAUACUAACAACAAACACAAGCAAACGUCAACAAGACUUGUUAGCGACAGCUCUUGCCGGCAGUAUCACGCGACCAAUGUCGACAUCAUCGUCGUUGGUCGACAGCAGUCGACUAAUCGCCGAUGAUCAACACUUUGUUGGUGAGUCAACCAACAACCAACAACACGACAUGAUAAUCAGUGGCAGUAUAAAGCAUUACGGUGAACAUGACUGCGCUGGUGGGGCUCGUGCUUACUCGGCUGCCUCGGCCAAUCACCCGACUGAAAAGACUUACUGUUAUUCCGAUGAAGAGGGCGAUGAAGACGAAGAAGGGGAUGAUGAUGUGUUGGCCAGCGGUAAUCGUUUGAGUCGACGACAUUCAUCGGCAGGCAUUGUUCCAUUGUCAUUAAGAUCGACGUCGUCGUCAUCCAACGCGAUCGACACGGACGUGCUGCUAGCGACCGAUGGACGUGCUGGCGUCAGCCGAUCGGCAAGUCGACGGUGCCGCAUCGACGAGGAGCAACGGAAUCAAUCGACGAUAGCGAUCGCACGCCCGGCCCUAAUCAAUAAUAACGUCGGUAAUUGGUUGAACGUGCCAGGUGCUCCUGUCGACAUUGGCAAGAAGACGAUGAAGAAGAAGAACAAUGCCUUCACAUCAAUCGAGAAGCAAAUGGAACGUUUGGAAUUAGUGCAAACUCCAGCGCUAGUUGUCGGAGCUGCGGCAGCAAGUAUGAGGAACCAAUCGCACAGUCAACGCCAUCAUCAUCAGCAAAAUCAUCGAUCUAGCAAUUGUGUAGAGUCAUCGCAGUUACUGGUGCGUCAUCAACAGUCGUCUCAACACGUCCGUUCUCAGUCGGUCCGUGUCGCUCCUUCCGGCAGUAAAUUCGCACCCACGGCACCCAAUAGGAACAAUAACACCAGUCCAAUCAAUCAACAACAACACAAAUUAAUAUUUGACUACAACACUAGCAGCAGCAUUCAGCAGCAGUCUAUAGGGAAGGUCCGUCCUCGCGGGACUAGUCUGCCCGGCACUAAUCGUGCCAUUGCAUUGGCAGAUGUUGGGAUAACCACCGGCAUCAACGCAGACGAAGUCGCGGCUCAGCAGCAACAGCAAUACUGCGAUAAAAGAGAGGACGACGAGGCUGAUUAUUACCUGUUGAGACAUUUCAUCGUUCACGGCAAAAGCAAUAAAGUGGUCAAUCGGGGCGAUUCCUUCCGUCGGUCGCUGCGUGCUCAUCCGAAACAGCAGAACAGUAGCGCCGUCAGUCAACAUUCCAGCACGUCCAGCAUCAGUACCGAAAAUGUGGCCGGAUCUCCACCACCUAUCCAACCACAACAGCAACCAUACCACUAUCAUCCGCAACAACAACAACAAGGACAAUACUACUCACCGUACCAGCAUUAUGGGUUGACGGAUCAGGUUCAGCAACAACAGUCAUCCAGACGUGCUUCUUUAUCUUUGCUAAUGGUGGCCGGUGCUGAUCAACAACAACAAGCUGGUCCAUCACCGCCAUCUGGUGGUCCUUCGUUAGGAGAACCUUUCCGAGUUUUGAUGUUGGGGGCCUCUGGAGUUGGCAAAACCGCCCUUACAGCCCAAUUCAUGACAUCUGAAUAUCUCAACACUUAUGAAGCUUCUUUAGAUGAAGAUACCUGCGAUCGCUCCGUUUCGGUUUUGCUCGACGGGGAGGAAUCUCAAUUGGUCUUUAUCGAUCAUCCACAUGGGGAAAUAUCGGUGGAGAACAGCGUAUCAACGUACAAUCCACACGCUUUCGUCAUCGUGUACAGUGUUGUGGAUGCCGAGAGUCUGCGGGAGGUGGAAGAAGUGCUGCACUUUUUAUGGCGACAUUCGUUAACAAACAAUCGAAAUUGCAACAGCAGUACAUCGUCCAUGACGAAUUCGUUUUAUGGCCGACAACGUCAUCAAACGGCAAGUGCGACGACACUGUCCACUACGGACGCUCCAAUUGACCAGACAUCGCCGGUUCGGAUAGCACCUUUGCAAAUGUUGCCACCUCCGAUUGUCAUUCUAGUGGCUAACAAGAUCGACCUCGUCCGCUCUCGAAUCAUUUCCCCUCAAGCGGGUAAAUCAUUGGCGACGUCGUUCGAUUGCAAGUACAUUGAGACAUCGAGCGGAAUGCAGCACAACGUCGACGAGCUUCUAGUCGGAAUUUUAAAGCAAAUUCGAUUAAAGAUACAAAAAACGGAACAGAUGUACCAGCAGCAAUUAACUUCACCUAAUUCCUCCACGUCUUCGUCGAAAAGUUUAUUCCGCAAAAGAAGUGGAAGACGACGCCAACAACAACAACAGCAGCAGCAGCAUCUGGUUAAUUACCAAACGACGGGGUUGUCAGGUAUUUCAGCUGAAGGCGAAGGAUCGUGUUGCAUCAGCACCUCCGCCAUUCCCGGAAUAGCCACCAACAACGCAGGACGGAUAACAAUGACGUCAUCAACGACGAAUCGACGUUCGGCCAGUCUUCGCGUCCGUCGCAUGCUGGGCAAAGCCGUUUGGACGUGUGCAGAAUAUUACCACAGGAACAAAUCACGCUCGUGCGAAGAUCUUCACGUCCUUUAAGAACAUUUAAUGUCCUUGACGAGAUAUGUUGAAUGAUAUACAUAUAUCGCAUCACACCACAUAUCUCUCUGUGACAGCCAUAUGGACAUUAUACAUAAGUUAGCUGCCAACUAACAAUUGAAAAGUCUCGUUGUUUGUCUGCGUUACGUCUCUGUUUUCUGUUGGACUCUCUAAAAUACAUUGAUCAUAUCAA